Mirounga angustirostris (Northern elephant seal) is the source of this 1281-nucleotide messenger RNA. Its product is annotated as polycystin-1-like protein 2. Gene Ontology annotation, cellular component: membrane. NCBI's taxonomy places the organism in Eukaryota, Metazoa, Chordata, Mammalia, Carnivora, Phocidae. Gene Ontology annotation, molecular function: calcium channel activity. The transcript is spliced from 4 exons. The record is from RefSeq and is a predicted model, not a curated record. Gene Ontology annotation, biological process: detection of mechanical stimulus. Bases 297 to 617 code for a protein of 106 amino acids.
GGCCCUUCUGCCUUGUUUUGAGCACAAAGAUGCAGCAGAAAGGACAUUUACCAGCCGCCUUUGGCCACUGACAUCGAGGAGAUGAAAACCACCCAUCUCAAGGAACAGAAGGCAUUUGCCUUCAUCAGAGAAAUCUUGGCAUACCUGGGCUUCCUGUGGAUGCUGCUGCUGGUUGCCUAUGGGCAGAGGGACCCCAGCACCUACCACUUCAACAGACACCUUGAGCACAGCUUCACCCAAGGCUUUUCAGCUGUGUUAAGCUUCAAGGAAUUCUUCAUGUGGGCCAACCCAUCCUCAUGAGCAACCUGUACAGUCAUUACCCAGGAACCUUCUUUGCACAUAUGAGCCUGCAGAGCCUGCACCUGUACCCCUUCACUGACGGCUGGCACCCCUUCGUGCUAGCAGCAGAGGCCAUCUACCUCCUGUUCCUCCUCUACUACAUGAUUUUGCAGGCCAAGCUCAUGAGGAAACAGAGGUGGUGCUAUUUCCAUAGCAAGUGGAAUCUUCUGGAGCUGACCAUAAUCCUGGCCAGCUGGAGUGCCCUGGCGAUGUUUGUGAAGAGGGCCAUCCUGGCAGAACGUGAAAUCCAGCGCUACUGGAACCAUGGAGAGGAGUAAGUGGUUCUGCCUUGGCCCCCAACUCCCACACUAGACCUGCUUCCUCCAGCUCUGUGGCCCCAGGGGGGGGGGGGGGGAGAACCCCCCUGGGGGGGAGGUUUGAAAUCUUGCUGACCCUCAGAUCAUCAGGGUCACUCUUUUUAAAAACAUAACUAUAGCUACCACUUAGACUCAGGUUUGGGGCCUGACACAUCUGCAGUUGAGAGGGCUCUUUAAUACAAAAUAGAACAAUAUCUUACUUUUGCAAAUCUUACCAAAACAUAAGACCAUGUGACACCCUGUGAAGGUCCCUGCCCCAAAGACGUAGUAGCACACCAGUCUGCCUACAUCUGCUACUGUUUACAUGAAGUGUCCACUCUGCUAGACCAAAUGCACUAGCCCACCAGAUGCUUGCAAGAACCCACGGUGGUAGACGUUGUUACUACCCGGACGAGGGUUUGCCUCUUGGUGGGUGUCGAGCCAAAAGACAUGACCAAGUCAAAAGAAUAGGAAAAGGAAGAAUUUUACUUGCAACAAGUAAAGGAGAACACCGAGGAUCUUUCCCAAAGCAGUGUCUCCCCAAACCACAAAAUUGGGAAAGUUUUAAGGUAAGGGUGAAUACAUAUUCGAAAGGGCUUGCGUGCACAAUGGGGAAUACAGCAUGGUAUUGGGGCAGAAGUCAUCU